Molecule: messenger RNA, 3379 nt
Organism: Blastomyces gilchristii SLH14081
Lineage: Eukaryota; Fungi; Ascomycota; Eurotiomycetes; Onygenales; Ajellomycetaceae
Product: PHD finger domain-containing protein
Exons: 4
Coding region: 327-2537 (736 amino acids)
Biological process (GO): regulation of DNA-templated transcription
Cellular component (GO): nucleus; Rpd3L complex; Rpd3L-Expanded complex
Source: RefSeq, a predicted model, not a curated record
CUCCAGCUUCGGCAACCCCCUUCCUAUACUCUCUCCAACGUGCCGCUUCUCCCUACCCUCUUCUCUAUAUAUCUAUCUAUCCUCCUUUGUCAUUGCAGAAACACUCCACCCCACUGGCAAUUUCACUAACUGAUUACCACCACCCCAACCAACCCAUUUGCUUGCAAGUCUAGCUAGCUGUCUGUGCCCUCUCACCUCCCACCUCACCUGGGUGCAGAGGAGCAGAAACGAUUUCUCCUAUCGCUCCCUUUCCUUACUUUCCGUUCCCUUGAUCCCACCUUAUAAGAUAAUACACCAGUACCUCACACACAGCCCCAGUGGAAUUCAUGGCCACCACUCUCCCCCCCGGCGCUUCCCACGCCGCAACAACCACCACCAACAACAGCACCGCAGGCCCCGGACCCAGCACCACCUCCAUCCGCCAAUCCGCCCGCCAAACCCGCACAAACCCCAGCCGCACCUCCAAAACAGCCAGCCGCGCCACCUUCGCCGGUCUAGGUCUACACGGCAGCAGCGGUGUGUACGGGCUCGGUGCCGGUGCCGGUGCCGGCGCUGCUGCUGCUGCUGCUGCUGGUGUAGGGGGCCCAGGUCUCGAAGCAUUCGGCGCGGCAGCAGGCGCUCACCAUAUCCCGCAUGGCCUCUACCCGGCCAUCACGCACUUCACGGACGCCAUCACGGCGCUGCCGAAGGAGUUUCGGAGACAUGCGUCGUUGCUGAAGGAGGUGGAUGGGAAGGCGUGGGCGUUGGAAGAGGCGUUGGCGAAACAGCUGGAUGCGGCGACGGCGUCGACGCCUUAUGCGAAAUUGAUGCAGGGGGGUGUUCCGACGAAGGAACCGAUCAACUACGACUCGCCUGAAGCACUUGCCCGCAGAAAGAUUUUCUUUGACCUCCGCGCCACCCUCUCCGACCUCAUGAUUACUACCGACGAGAAGAACCAUGUAUUGUGGAAUGCGAAUAAUGAGCUUGAGAAGCAAGUUAGACGCAUUGACAUGACCUUUCCAUACGUUGAGGGCGAGAUUAGUGAGGAGGCCCGUCUGGGCAGUCUCACACAUUGGGCGUAUUCGAACAAGACUGCGGCUAAGACAACAGGGAAUACAUCUGAGCGUCCCCGACGCGAGACUGCUUCUACCCGCGAUCAGAACCUUGCUGCUGCUCUCGAGGGUGAAGCUAGAAGAGAGGGCGGCUCCCGAAAACAUCGACGUACUCAAGCUGAUGCGGAUGGAGAAGACGGACGGAUUCCGUCGCGGAAAGGCACGGGUGGUAAAGGUAGAAGCGGCGAAACGCCCAGUAUCCCGAUUGGCACGGGUGGUGCAGUCGCGAGCUCUGCUGCACCCGCCAAACGGAGGAGAGUUGAAAAACCUCAACCCACUGCUUCAGCUGCCGUUGCCGCAAUGGAGAGGUCGGUUAGUGCGACGACAAAUACAGGUACUGGACGGGGUGCUGCGAAGGAGCCUUCUGCUACUGAUGGCGUGAAAAAGAGGGUGCGAGCACCUAAUGCUAAUCCUGGAGGGAGGAAAAGGGCGAACACAGCAGCAUCCGCGACCGGAUCACCAGCGCUUUUCCCUUCUUCCGCCGUUCCCUCCCUUAGCGCUUCUAUAAAGGCUGGUAACCCCGCUCCCAAUACUCUUCCGGGUCCACAAUCCUCCCGAUCACAACUCGGCAGCUCCCAGGUAGCCACUGGCCGUCAACGGCCCUCAUCUUCUGCGUCGAAUCGCGCGCCCAAUUCAAGUACGUUACCCGGACUUUCAACUGGAUCCAUCACCCACCAGGACGUCUCUAACCCGGUUGUUCCAAUCGCAGAAAAACCCCCUUCUUCGGACCUGAAGCCCUCCACAUUGUCACGGGAUACAGCUAGCGCUAGAAUGGAGCCCGGUUUUUCUACCCCAGCCGAAGUGAACGGCGAUGGGAAAGCCAACUCUUCUAUCUCUGCUGCCUCUAGACCCGCGGAGCCGGUACCAAAGCGGGAGGACACAGCCUCUGCUAGCUACAAUAGCGUCAGUAACGGAACCAAAACAGAACCCAACUCCGAAUCGAAUUCCGCGCCGCCACAGCCAAAAGGCCGCUCUUCCAAGAAUUCAACGCCAGUGGGCUCUACCUUUCCUGAAUCAUCGCAGCAACAGCCGCAGCCACAACGGACCACAAGACCUCGCGGUGGUAACACCACAGUAGCCGAUGGCGGAGGACCAGGCGGCUCCAGCACGACUGGCAACACUGUCACCGGCAUCACCAAGCGAUCACAUAAAAAGGGCGCAGGACUGGCCGCCACGCAGCAACUUAUCGCUGCUGUAGCCGCCACGGAAGACGAGGACUCGUCGCGCCAGGGGGAUGAUGAGGAGGAAGAAGGGGAGCCGAGGUAUUGUUAUUGUAACCAAGUUAGUUUUGGAGAGAUGGUUGCGUGUGAUAAUGAGACGUGUCCGCGGGAGUGGUUCCAUUUGUCGUGUGUGGGGCUGUCGAGGGCGCCGUUGAAGAGUUCCAAGUGGUAUUGCAAUGAGUGCAAGGACAAUCAGCGGAAAGGGAAAUCGGGCAAUGGGAAAUAGCGAUGUGAUAAUCGACGGAUGUGAUGUCCGCUUGUACUCCAUUACAGCUCUUCUUAUUCUACUUCUCCUAAAGGAUGCUAGCCACCAAAUUUGCAUCGAUUGUUCAUGUCUCUCUUUUUUGCCCCCUUGCUGCAGAUAGAUAGAUAUCCCUUAUUCUCCUUUACUUUUGUCCUAACCUACCUACCUCACGAAUGUUACGAAACUAGGAGAGAAAGCCGAGCCGGAUGGAUUCCUCAAACGGAUGGCAGAAUUUUGGAGCUGGGGCGUUUUUUCCUUAGUAAUUGACGCCUGACUCAUUCUCUUUUUUUGUUAUUAUUAUUUUCUUCUCCAGUCUUGCAUUUAAAUGGCUGCUGGCCUUCUCCACUUGGACUCCCUUGGGUCACAAUACAUUACUCUUCCAUUUUUCUUGUCUUUUUCCACUUUCACUCUCUAUAUAUUAAAACAUCGUCACAAACAUCUUUCUUUUCUUUUCCUUUUGGUUGUAUCUUGAUUUGGACAAAUAAGAACCAAUGCCGCUGGUCGGUUUAAGAACACAUUAACACUUUUUUCAAACUAGGUCUACAGAUGUGAUGUGUACAAUGAUUGUCAUAUACAAUUUGACCUAACUACUCCACACGUCGAUUUAAAAACAAAAGACGGCCAUGUGAUAACUCCCUAUCUAAUUGCAAUACUAAAUUGGAUUGAUGCAAAAUCGUAAACAAAUACACAUAUAUGCAUGAAUGCUAAAAUUCAGAGAAGAUAGAAGCAGAUAAUAUAAGAAAGGCGAAAAUGGGCACAGUCCCCAAUCUAUCCCUAUACCACUCACUACACGUCACAAGGUCUCACAGGCCCAAGACAUGCAA